This is a messenger RNA of Silurus meridionalis, 5971 nucleotides long. RefSeq names its product OCRL inositol polyphosphate-5-phosphatase (gene ocrl). Gene Ontology annotation, biological process: signal transduction; phosphatidylinositol dephosphorylation. Gene Ontology annotation, cellular component: cytoplasm; membrane. The record is from RefSeq and is a predicted model, not a curated record. NCBI's taxonomy places the organism in Eukaryota, Metazoa, Chordata, Actinopteri, Siluriformes, Siluridae. Gene Ontology annotation, molecular function: inositol phosphate phosphatase activity; phosphatidylinositol-4,5-bisphosphate 5-phosphatase activity.
GGUUGCAAAAAAGUGCGCAUUUAAUUACUAUGCGCAAAUCCUGCGCAGUGUUGACGUUCAGAGAACCUUAACCCGCAACCUUCGCUGUUUUACACAGAUGUGGAAGCCGAAGCUAACGCCUGGUGUUCAUAGUAGCCGUAGUUUUCAAUAAAACGUGUCUCAGGAUGUCGCAGCGAGUUUUUCGACAGUGAAGGGUUAAAAAUGUAAUAUUAAUGAAUACUUUAUAGCAUUGCGAGGUAAAUGUCAGGGUUUUUUCCGCACUUUGCCGGAGACAGCAAGCUUCGCCUCUCGGAUUAGAACUAGCUUAGCAAGACGCUAACCGCUUCUCACCGGUCACCGAGGAAACUACAGAGUUAGCUAGCAAAAUAGUGUCGUUUUUCAGGGACUUAAAUAGAACAUUGUUAUCGUCGGUAAACUAGAGACGUGUUUUCUAAACUCCUUACCCACAUGGUAAAGCUGUUUAUCAAGUCAGUCUCUAGGGCACGGAUUAGACAAGGGGACCGCAGGGGUGUGAACUGGUAUGAGACAAAUAUUUAACCAGUUAACUAGCCAGCCGGUCAGUGGCUAGCUAAAGAUCUGGCAAGAAGCUAACCGGCGACCUGAUCCAUGAUGUCCUCCCUCGGAAUCUGCGAGCAGACCUGCCUGGCAACAGUGAAGGGACAUGAGCUGAGGGCGGGGAAACGAGAACCUCGACUCCUGUCUCUAGUGGAGAGUUCAGGACAGUUCACGUUGAGUGUUUUGGCGAAUCCUGACGCAGUCGUAUCCAGUCCAGUGCCUCAGUUGUCCAUACCGAUCAAUAAGCAUUUUCACAUAAUACGUGAAGCAGAGGAGGCGCUUCUCAUUGACCUCUCAAUAAGCACGACGCUCAAGAUCCGUAUUCGAGGGGAGCAAGCGCCAGAGCUCUUGCUGGAGUUACAGGAUGAUGAGCGUACUCAGACUUUCCAGCAAGUGAUGAAGGCUAAGCACCAAGUUGAAGGAAAAAGUUCACUGCCGAAGAAGAUGGAACCUGUUGUUUCUGCCCCAUCUAAAGGCUCUAUCCCGAUUCCCCCUCAGAGAAGCACCUCCAAGGCAGCAAGCAAUUCGUCCAGAGCCAUGCAACAAGGCGACACCAACAGUAGCAUGCCAGGAAAGCCUUUAACAUAUGAUUCUGUAGGCUCUCAAAGUCAGCUUGUGACAGACUUUGGCUUUGAGGAUCAUUUCAACCAUGGUUUAAGAGUAGAGGAAAAGAAGAAUAGACAGAAUCGGAUAGUUGCCCCAAGAGAAGCCCCUCCUCCACCUACACCUCCCCUUCCCCCUCGGAAAGGAAGUUUCAACCCCUCUGUUGCCCCUGCUGCAGUCCUACCUCCCAAAGAUAGACCUCCUCAAUUACAAAUGGCCACACCGGUCAGGCAAGAGUACAAUCACUCUACAGACCGAUCUAACUCUUGGACUAACAGUCCAACUACGCAAACCAUGAGGCAAGCUAUGUUAAGUAGCCAGACAGGCCAGAGAGAGGGCCUUCUCAAAUACCGUUUGGGCAAGAAGGAGAAGGAGUUUGUGGACAUCCAGAACUUUAGGCUUUUUGCAGGCACCUGGAAUGUAAAUGGUCAGUCACCUGAUAGCAGGCUGGACCCCUGGUUGUCUUGUGACCCUGAGCCUCCUGAUGUGUAUGCAGUGGGGUUUCAAGAGCUGGAUUUGAGUACAGAAGCAUUGUUGUACAUGGAUUCAUCCAGACAGCAACUGUGGGUUGAUGCAGUGGAGCGGAGCCUUCAUCCCAAAGCCAGAUACAGUCAGGUACGUUUUAUUCGGUUAGUUGGUAUGAUGCUAGUGGUGUUUGCCAAAAAGGAGCACAAAAACCACAUCAGUGAAAUUGCUGCUGAGUCUGUUGGAACUGGCUUAAUGAACAAAAUGGGAAAUAAAGGAGGUGUGGCAGUGCGGUUUGUGUUUUACAACACCAGCUUUUGCAUUGUGAACUCCCACCUCGCCGCCCACGUUGAAGACUUUGAGCGACGCAACCAGGACUACAAGGAGAUAUGUGGCCGCAUGAGCUUUCACCUCAUGGAACAUCCACCUCUCAAUAUAGUCAAACAUGAUGUAGUAAUAUGGUUGGGAGAUCUGAACUACAGACUGUGUUUAAAUGAAGCAGCUGAGGUAAAGAGGCUCAUUGCUAACAAAGAGUUGCGGAAACUCCAGUUGUAUGAUCAGCUGAACAUCCAGAGGGAGACUAAACGUGCCUUUACUGACUUUAUGGAAGGAGAAAUCAAUUUUAUCCCCACUUACAAAUAUGAUGCAAAAUCGGAUCGAUGGGACUCAAGCGGCAAAUGCCGGAUUCCUGCCUGGUGCGAUCGUAUUUUAUGGAGAGGUAAUAACGUCAAGCAGUUAUGCUACCGCAGCCAUAUGGAGCUGCAGACCAGUGACCACAAGCCAGUCAGCUCUGUUUUUACCAUCGGGGUGAAAAUGGUAAAUGAGCAGCGUUAUAAGAAGGUAUUUGAGGAGCUAGUUCGUGAUAUGGAUAGAAUGGAGAACGACUUUCUUCCUUCUUUGUUGCUAACUCAAAGAGAGUUCCACUUUGAGAACGUGAAAUUUCGCCAGCUACAGAAGCAGAGUUUUCUUAUUACCAAUGACGGUCAGGUGCCCUGUACAUUUGCCUUCAUCCCCAAACUCGCAGACUCUCAGUAUUGCAAACCCUGGUUGCGAGCAGAUCCCAAUGAUGGUGUUCUUGACCCUAAUGAGACCAUUGAAAUAUCUUUGGAGGUGUAUGUGAGUAAAGACUCUGUAACUAUGCUCAACUCUGGAGAGGAUAAAAUUGAGGACAUCUUGGUGUUGCACUUGGACCGGGGAAAAGACUAUUUCAUCACUGUGUCGGGGAACUACCUGCCAAGCUGUUUUGGAACCUCUCUGGAGUCACUGUGCCGUAUGAAGAAACCCAUCCGUGAAAUUCCCAUCACCAAGCUCAUCGACUUGGGAGAAGAUAGCUACAUGGAGAAGGAGAAAACAAAGAUGAAUUUCCUGUUAGACAGUGGCAACACAGAGGACAAGCCAUUAAAGAUCCCCAAGGAGGUCUGGCUGCUUGUCAACCAUCUUUUCACUAAGGCCUGUCACCAGGAGGAUCUUUUCCAGACACCUGGCCUGCAAGAAGAGUUGCAGAGUAUCAUUGACUGUUUGGAUACCAGUAUUCCAGACUCCAUCCCUGGCAGUAACCAUUCAGUGGCUGAAGCACUGUUGAUUUUCUUUGAGGCCCUGCCAGAGCCCGUGGUGUGUUAUGAACUUUAUCAACGCUGUCUUGAUGGUUCACAUGACACUCGUCUUUGUAAACAGUUAAUAUCGCAGCUUCCCAGAGCACACCGCAACGUUUUCCGCUACCUAAUGGCCUUUCUGAAGGAGCUGCUGAAGCAUGCAGUCGACAACAACCUCACUGCCAACCUCAUAGCUACCCUCUUUGCAAGCCUUCUCAUCAGGCCUCCACCAAACCUCACAAGCAGGCAGACCUCAAAUGAUCGGCAAAGGGCCAAUGAUUUCAUUUUAGGCUUCCUAAUGGGCAGUGAUGAGGACUAAGAAGCUCAUGAGUGAUCAUGGGUCAUAACCUUUCAUCCAGGUGCAGGCGGUGGCCUGGUGACGGCAGAGAGAACUGUGCGCUUGUGCUUUGAGAGAGUGGUGUGUGAAUGAGUUAUUAGGUGUCAGCCCAUCCCUGCACUACCAAACCCGUUCAGAAAAAUGACAGCAUAUCUUUUGGACAGACUUUGCAUUUGGUUUUAAUUAUUAUAGUAGAGCCUUUGCUUAAACAAAGCCGUUUCAGAUCGCACUGGAGUCGCUCUGAGAGUUAUGGCUCAAUAUUAUUUGGCCUUUAUGAGGAUAUAUGAAUGAAUUUAUGUAAGAAUCCUUUCUUAUGUAAGUUUCCCUUUUCCUUUAUUCAGACAUUUUAAAUCUAAUGCCAAAACCAAAAACUGUUAUUUGUGUGUAUGUCUGUGUGUUAACUACAUAUGAAGAAAACCAAUAUUAAUUGACUUGUACACUAAAUACAGCCGGGAACUUUUGACUGCUGCGCUCAUUUUGAGAGAUUUCAACAGUGUUGAAGCACCUUUUAUUGUUGUUGUUUUUUUAUUUUUUUUUUUUAUUUUUUUUGUGCUCCAACCCAGUUAUCCAGUUAUAGCUGUGCGAGUUUACCAUGUAACUAGUAAGAGACUGAUCUUCUCAGUUUGGUAUUAAUGGCCGGAGUUAUGUUAUUCUCGAAAGGUGAUUUUGACAAUCAUUUGGAUUUUGAAGGAAGGCUUUCUGUUGCAGUGAAUCUGAGUCACAGUGGUGUUUAUCCGUUGUAGCGUAAACAUUUAUUCAUAUCUAAUCCGUCCUUUUGUUGUAUUUGUCAGUUUAACCACCAGGUGACACUGGGAAUUUCUCAAAGCUCAGUAAGAUUCAAUCAUAUACAUUAGAGACCCAUGUGUCAUUGUUCAUCAUGUCUAAUUGUCAGUGACGUUUUAAUGUUGCAGCUCCUUCACAGCUAAAUUCGGCGUCUUCUGUAUAGUGCUGCUAAAAUCCUGUUAAACAUUGUGACAGUGAGCCUGGAUCUUCACGCUGUGGUUCAGCAGGACACCAGAGUGAUACACUGUGCUGUAUGGCUGUUUUGUUUCACUAAUUUCUAGCAUGUUUCUGAUGGUUUAUUCGAAAUCCAGCUAUGAGCUUUCUGGUUUACAAAGUCGUGUCUACUUGAUGUCUUAUCUUAUAUAAGUGUAUACUCUUGUUAAAACAAAUGGGUGGUGGUGUUUUUUUUUUUUGUGUCAUCUUCACUUUGAAAAAUGGUGCAAAAUGUUUCCUCUUCUCUCCUGUUUAUAUUCUGUGCAGUAACCUAAACCAUGCAAACUGUAAGAUAUCAUUAGGGGUAUUUUUGUCUGUCUUUUGUUCCCUUAAUAGAAAUGUGCACACCCUAAUUGCUUCUUGGGGCAUUGCCUGAACAUUUACAAAUGCUGUACAUAGUUUGCUAAAGAUAAGUGAGCUACGUCUCACUUAUCUUCUGUCUUUCAAGCCCCCUCUCUGUAUUCCAAAGCCAGUUUUUAGGGCUGUCAUAGAAAACUAUGUACAAAUAUAGAGCUUAAUCAUGCAUAUAUUAAAUCACUGCCUAAUUAUGUUUUAACAGAAAAUGAGGAUCUCUUUAACUUGAUUUGUAUACACACUCCUUAAAGUUUGCUUAAUCGUUUAAUUUGUCCUAGCUGUGACAUUUUAAAGUUCAAAAGUCAGGUUCUAUGUACCGUAGGAAAGUCAGAGUAUUCAGCCACAUCCUAUAAGUAGAAACUAACCUGAACAGUUAAACCUGUUGUCCCUGAAAUUCACCAUGCAAGACAUUUGUGGUAUGCUAGCUAUGUUAGAACAGGAAGCCGAGCACUGAAAACGAGUCAUUCAUAUUAUCAAAGGACAUAUUAAAGGUGAAACAAGCCUUUAUUUUUCACCUCAGUCGUUUCCACAGUGCAAGCUUUAAUUAAUUGAAACAGAGUUGUCAAACACGUGUAUCUAUUACUUAAUAAAUUAGCAAGAUUUCAUUCCACUAGACUUUGCUCUUGUUUUCAGCCCCUUCAGAUCUCUUCAGACACAGACAUGCUGAUCUCUACUGUCUGACCAAUUAUCUAUGUCUGGCACUUUUAUUAUCCUGUGUCUGUGGAUAGAUUUAGUCAUCCACAGCACUAAUUUGUAACUUCCUUUAAAACAGAUUCAUGAAAAGAGCCCAGCAGUCAACUUCCGCUUUCCUCAAAGUAUGAAGCACUUACUCAGCUUUGCUCUAGUGCUCAGUGAUUUCACAUUCAUUAUAUGGUCAUUAAAUGUUAAUUAUAUGGAAGGCUGCUUGCGUCUCCAUUUCUCCUUAUCAGACUUGCAGGAACAAAUAUAGCUGGAAGUUUACUAACUUGUAUCGUCUGCCGUCUCGCAUUUUGUAUCUGUUUAUCUGUUGGGUUCUGCACUGGUUUGUCUUAUAAUUAUGGUACAUAUGCAAAUGAAUACUUGCACAUCC